CAAAGCUGUGUAUGAUUUGUUCCACGACGUAGCAUAUUAAACUCAAAAACGAAUAUUGCGUGAUUGUUUUGUAAUUAAUUACUGCAGAUUGCUAAGCAUUCUACGAAUUUUUCGCAACCUUUUAAAUGAGUUGAAAUAUGCAUAUUUAUGAAUUGACAUAAAACGCGAAAAAGAGUAUGCAUUGAAUUAAUGCGAGGUGAAGCUUACGAGCUGCGCUAUUUUUAUGUUUGGGAAGAAUCAGAGUAAAAAUGAUAUUGUUCUCAGCAAAAAGCUAUCAUAUUUAUUACGUCAUGGAGCUAUAAAGGAAGGUUUAAAUAUUAAACCAAAUGGCUUUGUUGUAGUCGAUGAGCUAUUGACUAAAUUGCACCACUAUACCAUUGAUGAUAUCAAGAGAGUAGUAGAGAAUAAUACCAAACAGAGAUAUACUCUCAAUACUAUUAAUGGUAUUUUAGAGAUCAAAGCGAAUCAGGGUCAUUCCAUAUCUCAGAUUAAUGAAUUGACUUUGAAAGUACUUGACAAUGCAGAAUUUGAUAUAAUUCAUGGCACUUAUUUCAAAUGUUGGACAACGAUAAAAACUGAAGGUUUAUCGCGUAUGAAAAGAAAUCAUAUUCACUUUGCCAAAGGAUUAAAUUUUAUUAACGGAUUGCGUCAAAGUGCAGAACUUUUUAUUUAUAUCAAUUUUGAGAAGGCGAGGAGAGACGGUUUAAUAUUUCUUGAAUCUGAAAAUGAUGUUAUUCUCUGUGCUGGCAAUUUAAAAGGAUUUAUUGAAACAAAAUAUUUCUCGAAAGUGAUUACUAAAUGCGGUCAAGCAUUAAACUUUUAUCGAGAAUAAUUUGUUGAUCUCUUUAUUUUUAACAUAAUUGUUAAGGCACGAAUAUUUUUUCUAAAAGGGAGUAAGAGAAAGAGACAAAUCAAUAUAAUAUAAUAAAUCAACAAUUGUACACAUUGUGC
Messenger RNA from Nylanderia fulva, 951 nucleotides. RefSeq names its product tRNA 2'-phosphotransferase 1. The record is from RefSeq and is a predicted model, not a curated record. Gene Ontology annotation, molecular function: tRNA 2'-phosphotransferase activity. Gene Ontology annotation, biological process: tRNA splicing, via endonucleolytic cleavage and ligation. Lineage: Eukaryota; Metazoa; Arthropoda; Insecta; Hymenoptera; Formicidae.